UCGCACAGAAAUCUGCGCUACUAUAUCACCCAGAGUCACCAGGCACUAACGAAAUAUCGCCGUCAGUAAUCUGUUAACCAUGGACACCGUAUCGGCGAGCGAAGGCACUGGGAAGACGGCGAUUGAGGCAAAGGAUGAGAAAAGUGAAACGGCAGAACAUAGCGCGCACUCAGUGUCGACAACCGGUGCUGCUGACAAUGCAGGCGAGAAGGCGACGGGUACAACAAAACAGGAGCUCGAUCCGGGUCAAGCGAACGCAGGCAGCGAAGCGACCCUGACAAUUGGCGGUGCAGCAGUGGGACCAACCUCAGAGUCAAAACCAGGUGUAGCGCCCAGGGCGCAGACAGUGCCGUCUGACGAGACAGUAGCAGGUACUACUCUUGUUCCACAGAAGCAACCAGUCGCUGGAAAAUCCGUGGAAACACCGGUAGCUCCGACUGCGAAGGAGCCACCAGCAGCGGCCACCGUGUCCGACCUCCGGAGGGACAAGUUCGGACAGUGGGCGACAGGCGAUGAGGGAACAGCUGCCUGCCCUUCGCUCACCAGGGGUGUGGAUCACUUGCGCAGCCCUCAACUCAACAAGGGUAUGGCUUUUGAAUUGAUGGAAAGACAACUGCUAGGAAUCCAUGGUCUGCUGCCUCCACGCAUCAAAACCCAUGAUGAGCAAAUGGCUCUGUGCAUGCUUAAUGUGGAACAGUGCACUGAUGGCCUGAGCAAGUACAGGUACUUAAUGGGACUUCAGGACAGCAAUGAGAAGCUUUUCUAUCAUUUAUUAUCUGAUAAUGUGCAGUCCCUAUUGCCUAUAGUCUAUACACCAACUGUUGGACUAGCUUGUCAGAAUUAUGGUCUAAUUUAUAUGAGACCACGAGGACUGUUUAUAACAAUUCAUGACAAAGGACAUGUGUAUGAAAUACUCAAAAACUGGCCUGAAUCUUCUGUUAGAGCCAUAGUAGUUACAGAUGGAGAAAGGAUCUUAGGUCUUGGUGAUCUUGGUGCUUAUGGUAUGGGAAUCCCUGUUGGCAAAUUGGCUCUUUACACAGCCUUAGCGGGCAUUAAACCCUACCAGUGCUUGCCUGUAACACUGGAUGUUGGCACCAAUACACAGAAACUGCUUGAUGACCCUCUCUACAUUGGACUAAGGCAAAAGCGAGUAAGAGGAGACCAAUAUUCUGACUUUGUUGACGAAUUUAUGCAAGCAGUGGUAAAGAGAUAUGGUCAAAAUACUCUUAUACAGUUUGAAGAUUUUGGAAACUACAAUGCAUUUCAUUUGCUUGAAAAAUACAGACAAAGUUACUGCACAUUCAAUGAUGACAUACAAGGAACAGCCUCAGUAGUUGUGGCUGGAUUACUUGCCUCUUUCCGUAUCACAAAGACGCGCCUGUCUGACAACAUAAUACUGUUUCAGGGUGCUGGGCAGGCUUCACUUGGUAUUGCUGGACUCUGUGUGAGGGCAAUGCAGGAAGAGGGAACCUCUCUGCAAGAUGCAAGGGACAAGAUCUGGAUGGUAGACUCAAAAGGACUGAUUGUCAAAGAUAGGCCUUCAGGUGGAAUUACAGCUCAAAAGUCAGUAUAUGCAAAAAUCCAUGAACCUAUCAAAGAUCUUGAGGAAAUAGUUGAAACAGUGAAACCAACAGUUAUAAUAGGCGCUGCAGCUGUUAGAGGGGCUUUUACACCAAAGCUGUUAAAAACUGUGGCAAAAUUCACAGAGCAUCCCAUUGUGUUUGCAUUGAGCAAUCCUACAGAGAAGGCAGAAUGUACAGCUGAGGAUGCGUAUGUUAACACAGAUGGAAAAGCCAUUUUUGCUAGUGGAUCACCUUUUGCUCCAGUAACAUACAAAGGGAAGACAUUUUACCCUGGUCAGGGAAACAACUCUUAUAUCUUCCCAGGAAUUGCACUUGGUGUAAUUACUGCAGGGAUACGCAUCAUCAGUGAGGAUGUUUUCACUGUUGCAGCAAAGGCACUGGCCAACUUUGUCAAUGAUUCUGAUUUAGAGAGAGGUAGCCUUUAUCCACCCUUGCAUAGCAUCCAUGAGUGUUCAUUUAGAAUUGCUGUGGAAGUUGCAAAGUUUGGAUACAAAACAGGAGUUGCAUCAACAUUUCCACAGCCAGAAAACUUGGAGAACUUCAUCAAAGCACAGAUCUAUGACUUCAAUUAUACAUCUUCAAUACCAACUACAUACGCAUGGCCAAAAACUGAAAUAACGAAUGGUCAGUAACAUAAUUAGAGUGUUUCAAAUAUAUUCAUAUCUUUAAAACACACCUGUAAUGCAACUGUAUUGAACCAAUUAUUGUGGACAGAUGGAUAGAAAAGACCUGAAACAAAGAGAGCAGAUAAUUCCUACAUUUAUCGUUUUAGCACUUUUUCUCCAUUUUCAGUAUUUUAUAGAAAAUAGAAACAUAUUACUGGUAUACAUUUUUUAGUAUUAACAAAGUAAUUAAACAGAGUGUUCUUGGUGAAGUUGUCUCUGUUAAGGACAACAGUUUGUAAUGAUGAUGAUGUUGAUAAGAUGUUAAUCUCUAAGCUACCUUCAUUACUUUUCAGACAGAAAUCCCAUCAUUUAAAUAAGUUAUAUACUUGAUCAGAGAGAGAGCAAGGAAUAAUAAUAAUAAUAAUAAUGAUAGAAAGUUUUCAGUGUAAAAUGACACCACCCAGUUUCAAACAUGCUGCAUGGUAAUUUUAUCCACUUGAUUUCUGUCUUUAAAUAUCAGCUUUUAUUAGUUUUUCCAUUCUUUGAAUUUUCAUCACCUUCAUUUCCUCCCAAUUGCUGUGAAUAACUGAAAUAUUGAUCAUCUCUACUGAACACUCUGAAUUAAAAUAAACAAAUAUACCCACUGUCAAACAACUAAGGAAAAGUAAUGAAAACUAGUAAAAGCAGUUCUGUCAUGGAAUGAAGAGGAAGUUUUAUGUCUUACAGUUAUAUUUAUUUGUUAUCACAAUGUCAUUAUACUCAUUAAUAAUUCUUUA
Schistocerca americana (American grasshopper) is the source of this 2964-nucleotide messenger RNA. Its product is annotated as NADP-dependent malic enzyme-like. Gene Ontology annotation, biological process: malate metabolic process; pyruvate metabolic process. The record is from RefSeq and is a predicted model, not a curated record. Lineage: Eukaryota; Metazoa; Arthropoda; Insecta; Orthoptera; Acrididae. Gene Ontology annotation, cellular component: mitochondrion. Gene Ontology annotation, molecular function: NAD binding; malate dehydrogenase (decarboxylating) (NADP+) activity; malate dehydrogenase (decarboxylating) (NAD+) activity. Bases 80 to 2215 code for a protein of 711 amino acids. The transcript has 11 exons.